Clarias gariepinus (North African catfish) is the source of this 2884-nucleotide messenger RNA. It is a transcript of the gene stx7l, whose product is annotated as syntaxin 7-like. The transcript is spliced from 10 exons. NCBI's taxonomy places the organism in Eukaryota, Metazoa, Chordata, Actinopteri, Siluriformes, Clariidae. The record is from RefSeq and is a predicted model, not a curated record. Gene Ontology annotation, cellular component: endomembrane system; SNARE complex; membrane. Bases 106 to 876 code for a protein of 256 amino acids. Gene Ontology annotation, biological process: vesicle fusion; intracellular protein transport; vesicle-mediated transport. Gene Ontology annotation, molecular function: SNARE binding; SNAP receptor activity.
GACACAUCAUGUGAUGAAGAAGGGCGGUGACUUUAGAUGUCUCAGGAAAUCUGUUCCGGAGUGAAGAGCGAGAGAAUAAAAUAACAAAAUACUAAGGUGAUCACCAUGUCGGGAUCAGGGGAUCCAAACUUACUUGCUCAGACCAUUGGCUCAAACAUCCAAAACAUAACACAGCAGACAUCUGAAAUCCAGAGGAUAGUGUCCCAACUCGGGACAGAAAGAGACACGCCAGAUCUCAGGCAGCGACUGCAGCAGAAACAGCAGUAUGCGAGCCAGCUGGCUAAAGAGACCGAUAGGUGCCUGAAGGAGUUCAGCUCGUUACCAGUCAUUCAAGAUCAGCGCCAGAGGAAGAUUCAGCGGGAACGGCUCGUCAGCGAUUUCUCCAACGCGCUAGCGCUUUUUCAGAAAACCCAGAGACAAGCUGCUCAGAAAGAGAAGGAGUUUGUGGCCAGAGUUCGUGCAAGUUCAAGAGUUUCGAGUGGUUUUACUGACGAUCCCUUUGGAGGAAACGCUUCACCCUUUGAGAGCGAGACCCAGGCUCAGACACAAAGCUAUGAGGACGGCAUCACUGAGGAGGAUUUGCAUCUCAUUCAAGAGCGAGAAACGGCAAUCAGACAGCUGGAGUCUGACAUCACAGACAUCAAUGAAAUCUUCAAAGAUCUGGCCGUCAUGGUGCACGAACAAGGAGAUAUGAUCGACAGCAUAGAGGCCAAUGUAGAAAGUGCUGAGGUGAACGUUCAGUCUGCAACACAGCAGCUCGCCAGCGCCGCAAAUUACCAGCAAAAGUCUCGUAAGAAAAUGUGCAUCCUGAUUGUUGUCCUGGCUGUGCUGAUUGUGGUUGUGUCCCUCAUCAUCUGGGCAUCAGUUAAAGGAUAAAACUUUGAAAUUUACCUAAAUCAUCACAGGUGAACAUUGAAGAACCCAUUGGAAGAAAUUUUCUUCCAUUGUCUAGUUUUUUGUUUUGUUAUUCUUCCUGUGACGUAAUGGGUAAUAUAUAUAAAAAAGCUUGAAAAAUUAGCUUAAGAUCUCUUUGUGAUAUCACACACUAUACAGUAACAAAUAUUUCCAGACAACGACUAGUCAUCAUUUGUUUUGAAUUUCCAGAUUUUGAUCAUUUUAACUUAUUCAACAUAAAUAAAUCAUUCCUAUUCUUCUGGAAUGCCAAGUAUUUUUAAAGACAUUUUUAUCUGAUGCUUGCUGUAUGUUUAUAACAAUGAACUAACAUAGAAUGAAAGCUAGCAGGUAGCCUCUGAUCGCAUUACGUAAGGCUGCUUUUUGAAAACUUGCUUUAACAUAUUUAACAUAUUUUAACAACACAAACGCAGUUAAUUAAAUCAUUUCACGGCUCUAAUUUGUUGCUAAAAAAGUGCUAGUGUUUUUUCAGAUUUAACAUAUCCUGCUAGCUUUAAUAUUAACUUUAUACACAUCAUGAUGAGAGAUUAUUUAUAGAUAACACUAUUCAAAUGAUUAAUUAUUAUUAAACAGGUCUUCUCACUAUGAGAUUAUGGCUAGGAUGCUUAAUUAAAAACAAAAUUAAAAUCUUGAUGCUAAUUGCUUACUGUUAGAUCUGAUUGUAUUGGAUUAUACUAAAUAAAUUGAUCCAGUGCUUAUUGCAGACAUCACCAAUAAGUAAAUAUAACUAGUGCUGCUGUUUUGUAAAGUAAGGGCUUCUUUGAAACUUUUAAUUGCUAAUUAAAGUUAAUAAAACCAGAAACUUCUGUUAUUUGUAUAUAAUAAUUACUAGAAAUUUAAUCAGUUAAAGGAAUGUGCAUUUCAAUUUUGUCUCUAAAUGUUCUUAGUUCAAAUUUAACCAGAUUUAAGUAGAAUAGGCUUUGGUCUGCAACAGAGUUUUAUGUUAAACAAGACUGACCAUUUGACGACAUAGCAUUGUAAAAUGUUGUCUCUUGUGUUUGUUACAGGAUUAUGGGUUUCAGUGAGUAGGAAAGUUAGAGUCCACAUUUUGCUCCAGUGAGAAUAAAAUGCUCUUGUCUGAAAUGUGAAAUAUCUUAAUAUGUCACAUGAAAAUUAUUGAUUUAUCUUUUGUAAUGCAGUUAUGUUUAAUAAUUAAAUAACCAUUUGACUGUAUUAUAUUGCCCUUUGCAACACUAUAGUUUGUUAUUGAUUUUAUUAUUAAAUAUUGCCAUACCUCCUUGCAUACGUUCCCCAACACUGCCACAUAGUGAGAGUCUGCAGCCUUUUCAAGUUAGAAAAAUUAACAGGCAUUGGCCGAGUAUUUAAAAAGUAUAAAAUUAGUAUAGUUCAAACAAAAUGAAACACAUAAUUUGAUAAUUUUUGCAUUGUGGCAUUUAUUUUAUUUCUCUUUUUUUUUUUUUUUUAAACUUAAGCUGAACAGUUUUUUUAUUUCUGGUACAGAAGAAAAUUUUACAUUCGUGUGCAUUCCAUUGAGGAAAAUCUAUAUAUGCAGCUUUAUAAGAGGCAAACCUCUUGUGCCAUUUUUAACAGAAUUUUAAACCAAAUCUAUUAUUUAUUAAAUCAAAAGAUGUUACAGAUUUUUGUUAGACAAGUCAUAUACAUUAGUCACUUCUCACUGAGGGUGAUAUUCUAUUGCCAAAAAGUCUGUUCAGUCUUAAUAGAGAUUAAUUCAAUGAUGCUUAUCACAAAAAAAGAGCAUGAGGUGAUAUUAUAUUGUAUAAUAUACAUAUUGUAAACAUUUUUGAUUAACUGUCAUAAUUUCAUACAGAUAAAAAAUGCCAUAGCCUUAAACGUAAUUUCUAAUUACUUUAAUAUUAUUUACAUGUAACACAACGUUGCAAUUUUAAAAUGUUCAUAUUAUUCACUGUUUUAUUCUUGCAUAUUUGCCUUUUUAUGAAAUGCAGUUCAGUGGUUCCAUGAUUUGUACAAUAAAUUGGUUCUAAAUCACAUA